This is a messenger RNA of Trematosphaeria pertusa, 2426 nucleotides long. RefSeq lists its product as uncharacterized. The record is from RefSeq and is a predicted model, not a curated record. NCBI's taxonomy places the organism in Eukaryota, Fungi, Ascomycota, Dothideomycetes, Pleosporales, Trematosphaeriaceae. The coding region runs from base 197 to 2299 and encodes 700 amino acids. The transcript has a single exon.
AUGCGCCUCCACGCCGCAGCAGGUGCCUACAUGCCACAAACACGAUCCUGGUAGGCCGGAUAAUAGAUAUGGUCGCGAUGGAAUUCUCAUCCCAUUUCAUUCCAUCCGAACCAACACAUAUUCUGGUGCACUUCGACGAGCGAUCUUCUUUCAACUACCUAGGUAUGCCUAUUAGGCAUCCCGAUCACCUGACAAAAUGGGCGACAGCUCCUCCCGAUCUUUGCUCGCACCUUCUGGAGGAUACACCAAACACCAGAGCGCCUGGAAGGGCCAGCGGUCGACCUACAAGCUACCGGGACUCAUUCUCACCUUCCUCACUCUCCUCAUCGGCUGCAUCAUCGCGUCCAUAUUCGUCUUACUGGGGUCCCACGAAGACGUCGUUGGAUCAUGGAGCAUCAGGCCUUCCAUCCUACUCUCAGUUUUAGCCGGAGUCUACGCGAUUGUUCUCGGGGGCCUUUUCACAGCCGGAGUAGCGGUCAUCUGGUGGAGAAGCAUUAUCUACGGCACGACGUUGAAGAGGCUCCACUACAUCCACGCUGGAGCUAGCCCGAAAGACUUCAUUGGUUCCUUCCUAGCUGGCGGUCAUGCAACAAGGGUCGCGCUGGCAGCUUUGGUUGUGUUCAGUGCGAAGCUGGCGAUAGGACCUCUCCUGCAGCGCUCCACGAAGCCAGAGAUGCGCGACGUGACGAGGAAUAUCAGUAUGAACAUUCGCCUCGCUCCCGAAAUACCCGAUGGCACGUUCGGCCAGGUUGGCCACUUCAGCGUUUACGGCAUCUUCAUGCAGCAACUAGCCUUUUACGGCAACAACUUUACGACUGAAAAGAGAGAAGGGUACUCCUGUCCAGGAAAUGGCACAUGCGAGGGCAGGGUAACUGCAGCCGGAUUGAACUUCGACUGCGGUUCUAGCUCGGAAACAUUCGAUUUGCUCGAUCCUGCGAACGAGUAUUCUACGGUGUUCAGCAUAGACAUCGUCUUUGAAAUGGAUGAUGGACUGCCGCAGCUGUUCCUUGACUCGAAGUACAUCUCGGCAGUCAAUGGUGACUGUAUCGGCACUCUCACGACAACGAGUUGCAAAAUGAUUCCGGCUACGAUGUUAUAUCCCCUCACCAUAAAAGACGGUAUCCUGGUGCCGAAUCUCACCGAUGUAUUAUACAAUCCCGCCGUUAUCAAGAAUUAUACAUCUGCUGGCGACGCAGAGCUGGAGGAUCUAUUGGCGCCCAUGGGUCCUCUACAGGGAACAUUGGCGGCCCUUGGUACCGUUUACAGGUCCGAGGCUUAUCUAGUUCGCUCCCAAACCCCAGACUUUGAAGCUGCAGGCUACGAUUACACAACUCAGAACAGGUCGGCCCCGUUUUGGGCUAAUAUGUUUCUGAAUACGGUACAACCUCAGUCCAUUGCCAGAUGCCCAUUAGUGUGGGAUUCACCGGUCGAGCACGUUAUGAUGCGCAUACUUGAUCUGAUGUUCAAGACCGCAUAUAGUGUUGCUUUGACCAGCGAAGACAAAAACAGUUACAAGCAGACGUUCGACGCCGUAUAUAGCGGCCAGGAGCUCUGGUAUAUCACCGACUUCGGGUGGCUCGCGGCUUCGGUGGCUGUCAUGGUCCUCGGCAGCAUAGCUGCUAUGUCUUUGCUGUGGGGAUGGUGGCAGCUGGACCGAUACGUCACACUUUCACCCCUCGAGACAGGGAAGGCAUUCGGCGCACCCGUUCUCACGACGGCAGGCCCUGAACAAGAAGCACGAGCUAUUAUCAAAGAGGUCGGGCACGAAAGGGUGGCGCACGAUGGCGAUGAGCUUGUCUGGAACGGCACUGUAUACGCAACCGGCAUCGCCGGAACGCCCAGGAACAAGUAUAGGAGCGGAGCUGAAGAAUCGGGCUUGGGAGAGAUGAUGUGUGGAUCUUCCGGUCAUAGCAGCCUGAGAGGAAGAGGUCACAGGAGGGGCAUGAGCAGCGUCAGUGACGCUAGCCCUAGCCAAGCCCGCCCGUCGUUCGAGCACAGUUUUGGUGUGACCACGCGGAGACCCUACGAUGACGAAGAGGAGCUAGACACUGGACAGUACGGACGGCCGAGGUCACGGAGUAGAGGUAGUGACACGAUACCGAUGCUACCGUUAAACCUGACGCCAGGCAAUGGGGGAAGCCCAAAGCUGCCUCCUAUCCCUCCGACGGGGAGUAUCAAGCUGGAGCCAUUGAGUCCGGUAGGCAGGCCUAGGAGAAGCAGCAGAGGUGGGAUGGAUGCACUGGCCAUGGGGAAAAGACCACUGAGCAAGAUCGAAGAGAGGAAUUCGCCAACGCCAUAGGAAGACUGGAGGGCAGGCAUCUCAUAGUGCCGCGGGGUCGUAUUGAUUGUUGAGCUUGCCGAUGUUGUCAUUCCGAGUUACUCUAUCGUCUUUCGCUUAGUGCUAGGAUUUUUUUCCCCGUCUCAUC